GCGGAGCGGGGCAUGGCGCCGCCGCCGGGCCUCAGCCUCCUGCUGCGCCUCCUGGCCGCCGCCUUCUACGGCCUCAGCUCCUUCCUCAUCGUCGUGCUCAACAAGAGCGUCCUCACCGCCUACGGGUUCCCGUCCUCGCUGUGCGUGGGGCUGGGACAGAUGCUGGCCACGGUGGCGGUGCUGCGGGCCGGCAAGGCGCUGCGCCUGCUCAAGUUCCCGGACCUGGACCGGCACGUCCCGCGGCGGACGUUUCCUCUACCUCUGCUGUACUUCGGGAACCAGAUCACGGGGCUGUUCAGCACAAAGAAACUGAACCUGCCAAUGUUUACAGUCCUGCGAAGGUUCUCCAUCCUGUUUACAAUGUUUGCUGAAGGAUUUUUGCUCAAGAAGAAGUUUUCUUGGGGCGUUCAGAUGACAGUAUUCGCAAUGAUCAUCGGCGCGUUUGUGGCUGCCAGUGCUGACUUGGCAUUUGAUUUGGAAGGAUAUAUUUUUAUCCUCGUUAACGACGCCUUAACAGCUGCAAACGGUGCCUAUGUAAAGCAGAAGCUGGACUCCAAGGAGCUGGGAAGAUACGGCCUGCUCUACUACAAYGCACUGUUCAUGAUACUUCCCACCUUGAUCAUUGCCUAUUUCACCGGAGACGCACAGAAGGCGCUGGAGUUCCCGGGCUGGGCCGACCUGCUCUUCGUGGUGCAGUUCAUGCUGUCCUGCAUUAUGGGGUUUAUCCUGAUGUACUCCACAGUGCUUUGCACGCAGUAUAACUCCGCACUGACAACUACAAUAGUUGGCUGCAUUAAGAAUAUUUUAGUAACCUAUAUUGGAAUGUUUUUUGGAGGAGACUAUAUUUUUACAUGGACAAACUUCAUUGGUCUAAAUAUCAGUAUUGCUGGAAGCCUCGUGUAUUCCUACAUCACCUUCACGGAAGAGCAGCUGAACAAGCCCUCUGAAGCCGGCGGCAAGAUGGACAGUAAAGGGAAAAGCUCUGUGUGACCGGGGCGAUGCUGCUGAGAGCAGAAGGAAUCGGGGGCGUCCGCGGGGGACGCACGGCAGAGCUCUUAAUUUUCGCAGUCUAGAUGGCUGCCUUGAGAAGUGAUUGGGAAGCGGCAUUUCGGCGUCUAAUCGGGUCGGAUCACGA
Molecule: messenger RNA, 1135 nt
Organism: Nothoprocta perdicaria
Lineage: Eukaryota; Metazoa; Chordata; Aves; Tinamiformes; Tinamidae
Gene: SLC35D1
Product: solute carrier family 35 member D1
Exons: 12
Coding region: 13-990 (325 amino acids)
Cellular component (GO): Golgi apparatus
Molecular function (GO): GDP-fucose transmembrane transporter activity; antiporter activity
Source: RefSeq, a predicted model, not a curated record